Hypoxylon trugodes is the source of this 2004-nucleotide messenger RNA. Its product is annotated as serine palmitoyltransferase. Lineage: Eukaryota; Fungi; Ascomycota; Sordariomycetes; Xylariales; Hypoxylaceae. Bases 1 to 2004 code for a protein of 667 amino acids. Gene Ontology annotation, molecular function: serine C-palmitoyltransferase activity; pyridoxal phosphate binding. The record is from RefSeq and is a predicted model, not a curated record. The transcript has a single exon. Gene Ontology annotation, biological process: sphingosine biosynthetic process; ceramide biosynthetic process. Gene Ontology annotation, cellular component: serine palmitoyltransferase complex.
AUGCCACGACGUAUCUCGAUUCCCUUCACCACUUCUAGCAGCAUGCCGCACUCCGAGAGGAUCGGCGAGAGAAGACCCUCACAAUCCCGAGGGAACCGCCUCAGUCAAUUCUUCUCUUCGUCUCCUAAAGCCAGCCAACAGUCGUCGGCUCAGCAAGCCCUCAUGGCUAUGCAGAACGGUUCCUCUCCCUCCAUUACUGCCGCGAGCCUGUCAUUACCUUCCAUUUCCUUAUCUACCGCAACGGCCGGCGAACCUAAUACCGACGAGCCGCCAACUACUCUUUUCCAGCCUCCAUCUUCCACCGAAGUCUCAGCCCAGAGGCGUUUCGAUGCUCAAUUCGGCCCAUUGGUCCACCCAAGCCAUCGUUACGUGAGCAAGCAUCAUGGAGAACAGCUGGAAGCUCCCGUCAUUGACGAGCCUCCCUAUUACUACGUCUUAACCACCUAUAUCAGUUAUCUACUUCUUCUGGCUCUUGGUCAUAUAAGAGAUUUCUUUGGCAAGAGAUUCAGUCAAAAGCAAUUAUACAAGACUAUUCGUGCCUCCAAUGGCUAUGCGCCGCUGAACGACGACUUCGAUAGCUUCUACACAAGAAGAUUGAAGAUGCGCAUAGAUGACUGUUUCGCCAGGACAAGCACUGGGGUACCAGGCCGGUACAUCAACCUUCUGAAUCGUGUUUCGUAUGACUUCAAUGAAUCAUACAAGUAUAUUGGCGGCCAAACCGAGACCCUCAAUAUGAGCUCUUAUAACUACCUUGGGUUUGCUCAGUCCGAAGGUCCUUGCGCUACCGCCGUUGAGGAAUGUGUCAAGAAAUACGGUCUUAGCUUUUGCAGCCCUCGCGCUGAUUCUGGUACCUCUGAUCUCGUUCUUGAAGUUGAGAAGGAAGUUGCUUCGUUUGUUGGCAAGCCGGCUGCUAUGGUCUUCUCCAUGGGAUUCGUCACAAACGCAAGUUCCUUCCCUGCUAUCGUAUCUAAAGGAUGUCUUAUUCUGUCUGACGAGUUGAACCACGCCUCAAUCCGACUUGGCGCCCGUCUUUCUGGUGCUGUCAUUCGCUCGUUCAGACAUAAUGAUAUGGGCGAUCUGGAGAAGAGACUGCGCGAAGCUAUUGCUCAAGGCCAACCCCGCACUCACCGCCCCUGGAAAAAGAUACUUGUCGCUAUUGAGGGUUUAUACUCUAUGGAGGGUACAAUGUGUGAUCUACCUGGUGUUUUGGCUCUUAAGGAUAGGUACAAGUUUGCUCUCUAUGUCGACGAAGCCCACAGUAUCGGAGCCCUUGGUCCCAGGGGUCGCGGUGUAUGCGACUACUUCGGCAUUGAUCCUAGCAGAGUUGAUAUCUUGAUGGGCACUCUGACCAAGUCUUUUGGUGCCAAUGGAGGUUACGUUGCAGCUGAAAAGCAUAUCAUUGAUAAGCUAAGAAGUACAAAUGCUGCCACUAUGCUGGGUGAAUCGCCUACUCCUGCUGUUUUGACGCAAAUUCUUGCUUCGUUGAAGAUCAUUACCGGCGAUAUCGUUCCUGGUCAAGGCGAGGAACGUCUCCAACGCAUUGCCUUCAACUCUCGUUAUCUUCGUCUCGGUCUCAAGCGUCUUGGUUUAAUUGUUUACGGACACGACGAUUCUCCUAUUAUCCCUAUUACCUUGUACAACCCUGCCAAAAUCUCUGCCUUCAGCCACGAAAUGCUCAAACGUAAAAUUUCGGUGGUUGUUGUGGGUUAUCCCGCCACUCCAUUGAUCAGUUCACGCGCACGAUUCUGUGUCUCUGCUGCUCACAACAAGGAUGACAUGGACCGCCUCCUAGCUGCUUGCGAUGAAAUUGGCGACAUCCUGCAGCUGAAAUUCUCGACUGGUAUUGCAGGAGGCCUUAAGCCUCUACCAGAGGGCGUUACUCCGAAGGACGAGCAAGCGUGGCGUAAAGCUAAUGGAUUAGAAGGCGCUAUCGAACCGCCACGAUGGUCGCUGGAGGAGGUCAUCGCUCGCGGCGCAGAGGAUGCUAAGGUUAGGUUAAGAUAG